GCCCCAUUGAUGUGUUAUUAUUGGGGGGGCUGGAGCAGUAAAAAAAGAAGAAGGAAAAAAAGAGCGGGGCUCGGCUGUGAGAGGUUGAGCGCGGGGCUGACGGGCAUCGGCGGCGAUGGAAGAACUUACGGCGUUCGUCUCCAAGUCUUUUGACCAGAAAGUGAAGGAGAAGAAAGAAGCGAUCACCUACCGGGAGGUGCUUGAGAGCGGGCCGCUGCGCGGGGCCAAGGAUCCGGCCGGAGGCGCGGAGCCGGGCCGCGACGACCGCAGCAGCCCGGCAGUCCGGGCGGCCGGCGGAGGCGGCGGCGCAGGAGGAGGCGGAGGCGGAGGAGGCGGAGGAGGUGCAGGAGGAGGAGGAGCGGGCGGAGGAGCUGGAGGAGGGCGCUCUCCCGUCCGGGAGCUGGACAUGGGCGCCGCCGAAAGGAGCAGGGAGCCGGGCAGCCCGAGGCUCACCGAGGUGUCCCCGGAGCUGAAGGAUCGCAAAGAGGAUGCGAAAGGGAUGGAGGACGAAGGCCAGACCAAAAUCAAGCAGAGACGAAGUCGAACCAAUUUCACCCUGGAACAACUCAAUGAGCUGGAGAGGCUUUUUGAUGAGACUCACUACCCGGACGCCUUCAUGCGUGAAGAACUGAGCCAACGACUGGGGCUGUCAGAGGCCCGAGUGCAGGUUUGGUUCCAAAAUCGAAGAGCUAAAUGUAGAAAACAAGAAAAUCAACUCCAUAAAGGAGUCCUUAUAGGGGCAGCCAGCCAGUUUGAAGCUUGUAGAGUUGCACCCUAUGUCAACGUAGGUGCUUUAAGGAUGCCAUUUCAGCAGGAUAGUCAUUGCAACGUGACGCCCUUGUCCUUUCAGGUUCAGGCGCAGCUGCAGCUGGACAGCGCCGUAGCGCACGCGCACCACCACCUGCACCCGCACCUGGCCGCGCACGCGCCCUACAUGAUGUUCCCGGCGCCGCCCUUCGGACUGCCGCUGGCCACGCUGGCCGCGGACUCGGCCUCCGCCGCCUCGGUGGUGGCUGCCGCUGCCGCUGCCAAGACUACCAGCAAGAACUCCAGCAUUGCGGAUCUCAGACUGAAAGCCAAAAAGCACGCGGCCGCCCUGGGUCUGUGACACCAGCGCCCACGUUGCGCCUCCAGCGCGCGUGCAGAAUGCGCGACCUCUGCGCCCCGCUGCUUCUUCGUCACCCCCUCUGCACCUGGGAGCCCAGCCUCUUUCCGCUUGGCUGAUCGCCCCUUGCCCGCUUCAGCAUCUCGGACUCCACUGGAACGCGGAGGGCAGGACUCUGCGCAAGACCUGCGAUGCCACAAGGCGCACCGACUUGGUGCUCCUGACCAUUCACCUUCUGAAGGGCCUGGGAUUCAGCUUUGUAGAGCCGGUUUGGGGAAGUUCCGGAGAGAGACUGUACAAGGGAGUACGGGAACGGCGGAGUGUGGCUAGUGGCAAAGCCGCAGCGAUGGACUCUUGCGCAGAAAUUAAAAUCCUGUUAAUAAAUUAAGAGGGGGAAAAAGCAGAAAGGACAAACAGAAAAAGAGAAAGGGAACUUAUUUCUUACUGCUAUUUGAAAGAGGCUGAAAUCGGAGAGAGAACCAAGGAACAAAAAAAUUUAAAAAUUAAAGUAUUUUAUACAUUAAAAAAUAUGGAAAAAUAACCUGGAUGCAUUUCGAGAGAAGAGGGGUUGGGGAGUUACCAACUUAAAGUGUAUGUCCCCCUCCCCCAAAAUGGGCUAAGAAAGCAAAACAGAAGGAAGAGGUAUACUUAUUUAAAGAGUUAAGAUUAAAAAAAAAAGUGCGGAGCUGGGAAAUUCACAGGUUUUGAAACUGACCUUUUUCUGCGAAGUUCACUUUAAUACGAGAAAUUUGAUAAGAGAGGCGGGCCUCCUUUUACGUUGAAUCAGAUGCUUUGAGUUUAAAACCACCACGAAUGGAAGAGCAAGAAGAGGGAAGAGAGUAUAAAAACAAGGAGAAAAAAAUGAUAAUACAAAAAUGAUACCACAGACUGAUUUCUCUGAGAAAUUAUUAUGGCAGAACUGUCCAGACUGCUGGCAGUAAAUUCCAGUUUGCAUGUUACUUGUAUUCCAUUGAUGGUGUCUCCCCCCUUCCCCUGCUUUACGCACCUGUACUUACUUCAUUUUCAUCUUCGGUAUGAAAACCAAUACCCAAAGCGUCUAAAAAUUGAUGUCUAUCUAUCUACAUAUAUAUUUUUGCCCCGUCUUUGAUCCUGGGGGACAAAAGAAAAAAGUCGGAAGGGAAAAACUUGACACUUCGGUUGUCCCAAGAAAACGGAGGCGGGCAGAAAAUGUGGGGAAAGGAAAAAUAAAACAAGAAGACUAAAUGAAAUAACGAAGGUACAACGCCUCACAAGGUGCCUGACACAUAGCAGUCGCUCAGUAAUGGUCCCCUCCCUCCCCCUUUUCUUGUCCACCCUCUCGCUGGUUACCUGAAGUCCUAUUUGAGGACCGUGCUUUACUUCCCCCUCUCUAUCCUGUCACACUCACCUUAAAGAACACCCAGCUAGACACAGGCACUAGGUUUGUGUAAAAUAUGUUGAUACACACGAACAAAGUUUAUUUUGGCUAUAAUGUGUGAACUAAUGGUUGACUUUCAACAUUUGCAUUUUAUCUCACAAAGGUGUAUAUUAAAGUAAUUUUUUUGUUUGCUUCAAUUCAUGUAGCUGUUUAAAAUGGGGUACUCUGGACUAAGCAAUCUGUAUCCCAAUUCUCUAGAAAGCCUCUUUAGUUUUUUUUUUCUUCUAAUUUACAAGAAAGAGGAAAAGCUCUUUUAACUGAACUUGGUUAUGCGGUUGAGCUUUGUAACUAUUUGUUCUCCAUGAAAACAAAUUAUUUAUA
Molecule: messenger RNA, 2843 nt
Organism: Artibeus jamaicensis (Jamaican fruit-eating bat)
Lineage: Eukaryota; Metazoa; Chordata; Mammalia; Chiroptera; Phyllostomidae
Gene: SHOX2
Product: short stature homeobox 2
Exons: 5
Coding region: 116-1108 (330 amino acids)
Biological process (GO): regulation of transcription by RNA polymerase II
Cellular component (GO): nucleus
Molecular function (GO): sequence-specific double-stranded DNA binding; DNA-binding transcription factor activity, RNA polymerase II-specific
Source: RefSeq, a predicted model, not a curated record